AUGAACAGCGACGCUCCCAACUCUACUCAAGGCGAACACGGGGUUCCGCCAGAUGACUGUUCUGAAGGCUUAGGCGACAACGUAGAGAAAAAUGUGAGCACCAUCGAAGCAGCCUCAGAAAUAGACCCCGUUCUCAUUAGGAAAAUCACUCGUAAAAUCGAUGUUCGGCUAGUCCCUAUUCUCGGUUUGCUUCAUGCCCUCUCCCUCAUCGACAGAGGCAACCUCGGCGGGGCACGGAUUGCCGGAAUUGACGAAGCUACCGGACUUGAUGUCGGAUCACGGGCAUCCACUGUGAUACUCGUGUUUUAUGUCGGGUACGUGGUUAUGGAGAUUCCAAGUAAUAUCAUGAUCAAAAAGCUCGGCGCGGCCAAUUGGAUGGCAUUUCUUGCGUUCUGCUGGGGCGUGACUUGCAUUGGGAUGGGGUUUAGCAAAAAUUGGCAAACAUUAGCAGGGUGCCGAGUUCUCGUGGGCGUGCUUGAAGCCGGCAUUUACCCAGGCGCGGUAUAUCUAUGUGGUUGCUGGUUCCCGAGAUAUCAAGUCCAGCUCAGGAUUGCCAUUUUUGCAAUGAUAGGGAUGUUCCUUUCCGGAUUCGGCAACAUUCUCGCAUACGGUCUCACACAAAUCGCCUCGAAUCCUGAGCGCGACGGCUGGAAAUGGAUUUACAUUGUUGAAGGCUGCAUCACCCUCGCUGUGGCUCUUCUUGUUUUCUUUGCCUUGGUCGAUUUCCCCGAGUCGCAACGAAAUAAGUUCUUGACGCCGGCCGAAAAGGCUGUCGUUCAUGCGGGUCUUACGGCGGACCGAGGACAGUAUUUUGAGGAAAAGGUCACUUGGAAGGUCAUAUUUUCAACCUUUGCCGAUUGGCGUGUUUGGGCAAUCGCUUCAAGCCACUUUUCAUCCUGCACCUCGAAUUACAGCUACACCUUCUUCCUUCCAAUUAUCUUGAGGGACAGCAUGGGGUUCUCCCUGGAGGCCUCGUUCUUGCUGACCGCGCCCCCGGCUUUUAUCUCUGCGAUUAUCGCAAUCUGCACUUCUUUUAUUGCUGAUAGACUCAAAUGCAGGGGUCUAUUUGUAAUCGGAACUUCCCUCUUUGCCAUCGUUGGCCUUGCGAUGGUAGGUUGGGGUGGUAGUCCUGGCCCUCGAUAUACUGGUGUCUUUCUCGGCCAAAUCGGUGGCAAUGCUUUGGCGGCUUCUAGCCUGGCUUGGAUGACAAAUAAUAUGCGUACCGAUGCAAAGCGAGCAGUGGCCACAGGAAUACAGGUAAUGCUAGGGGGUGUGGGAGGGGUGUAUUCCGCCCUCGUCUUUCGCCAACAGGACGCUCCAGAUUACCUCCCAGGGAUCAUUGCGACGAUGGCGUCGAUAGCCCUGCCGUUAAUAAUUACACUGGUUAUGAUCCCUCUGCUCCGCCGGGCCAAUCGACAAGCAGAUAUGGGUCACCGGAUUAUUGAGGGCUCAGCUGAAUUUAGGUAUACAUUGUAG
Molecule: messenger RNA, 1476 nt
Organism: Aspergillus puulaauensis
Lineage: Eukaryota; Fungi; Ascomycota; Eurotiomycetes; Eurotiales; Aspergillaceae
Exons: 7
Coding region: 1-1476 (491 amino acids)
Biological process (GO): transmembrane transport
Cellular component (GO): membrane
Molecular function (GO): transmembrane transporter activity
Source: RefSeq, a predicted model, not a curated record